This is a messenger RNA of Lacerta agilis (Sand lizard), 2323 nucleotides long. It is a transcript of the gene GCNT3, whose product is annotated as glucosaminyl (N-acetyl) transferase 3, mucin type. The coding region runs from base 201 to 1517 and encodes 438 amino acids. Gene Ontology annotation, molecular function: acetylglucosaminyltransferase activity. The transcript has a single exon. Gene Ontology annotation, cellular component: membrane. NCBI's taxonomy places the organism in Eukaryota, Metazoa, Chordata, Lepidosauria, Squamata, Lacertidae. The record is from RefSeq and is a predicted model, not a curated record.
CUGAGCUCUCAGGUUACAUUUGGCAGCAGCACAGAUAUGAGGCAGGCUGGACUGAGGAAGCACUGCUUAGAGCACCUGUGGCUGCCAAGGUGAUGCGGACUCUAACAAGAAACCUUUGAGUAGGCUCAGGAGUUUACCGGCCUGGAAGAAGGAUUUUGGGCUUCACUAUCAGGAUACUUCUCUGCCCCCAACCCCCCAAAAUGUAUUGGUUGGAAAGAAAGUUCCUGGGUCGGAUCUCAGGCCUGCUGGUGUUUGGGAGCCUGAUGCUGUUUGCCACUGGCCUCCUGAAAUUCUCCACUUGGCAGUGUGACUUCAGCCACUUGGGCAAAGACAUCGCAGACCCUGAGAUUCAGUUCUGCAAAGACAGUCUCUACCAGUCUGUGAGACUCCCUCCCAAGAGAAACAUCAGCUGCUCACGGAUCAGCAGAGGGGACCCCAAAGAGAUCGAGAAGGCUCUUCUCAGCAGGCUGCAACUCAAAAACAGAAGGGAUCUCCUGGGAGAGAAAGAGUACCUGAACAUGACUGAGGACUGUGGACUCUUCAAAGAAAGCCGGAGGUUUAUUGAGUUCCCACUGAGCAAAGAGGAGGAGGAUUUCCCCAUCGCUUACUCCAUGGUGGUCCAUGAUCAGAUUGAAAUGUUUGAGAGACUGUUGAGGUCCAUCUAUGUCCCCCAGAAUGUGUACUGUGUCCACAUUGACAGAAAGGCCCCAGAACCUUUCCAAAAGGCAGUCCGGGCCAUUGCCUCCUGCUUUGGGAAUGUCUUUGUGGCAUCUAAGCUGGAGCGUGUUGUGUAUGCUUCCUGGUCCAGGGUCCAAGCUGAUUUGAACUGCAUGGAAGACCUCCUUCAGAGCAAAGUACCUUGGAAAUACCUCCUGAACACCUGUGGGACAGACUUCCCCAUCAAGACCAACGCAGAGAUUGUCCAUGCUUUAAAGCUUUUGAACGGGAAAAACAACAUGGAGUCAGAGAAACCGUCAGAGAGCAAAAAGGGUCGGUGGAAGUACCGGCACGAAGUGACCAAUUCUGUGGUGAGAACCUCCACUGCAAAGGACCCCCCUCCACAAAGCUCCCCCAUGUUCACUGGGAACGCAUACAUCGUGGUCACCAGAGAGUUUGUUCAACAUGUUUUUGAAGAUCCAAUGACGAAAGCACUGAUAGAGUGGUCCAAAGAUACUUAUAGCCCAGAUGAACAUUUGUGGGCCACUCUGCACCGGAUGCCAGGAGUCCCAGGGUCAGUCCCCUUUAGUGCUAAAUUUGACCUGACAGACAUGAACGCCAUUCCAAGGUUGGUGAAGUGGGCCUACAGUGAAGGAGACAUCAGCAAGGGGGCCCCUUAUCCUCCUUGCUCAGGCUCUUACCGGCGAGCAGUGUGUGUCUAUGGGUCAGGCGACCUACACUGGAUGAUCACCCAGCACCACCUGUUUGCCAACAAGUUUGACCCCAGAGUUGAUGACUAUGUGUUACAGUGUUUAGAAGAGUACCUGCGCUACAAAUCAAUCUAUGGGAAGCAGCUCUGAGUGAAUGCCUAUAAGGUUCCUCACCAAGAAGACAAUUUAGAAACUUAUGUUUAGAGGUCCUGGCACAUGGAUCUAUCUAGCAUGAUGGUCAACCCAUUCCUAAAGUACUUAGCUAGCAGCCAGUAAGCUCUUCACUGAGAUCUCAGAGACACACAUUUGAGUGUUGCAUAGGUCAAGGAAAGAAGGUGCCGGGAGGAGGAACUGGAAGGUGACUUAUGGGGAAGCUGCACUGGGGGGGGGGGGGAAUUUGUUGGUCACUCUCCUGCCUUGUGCUGCUCCAUUGCCUGAAGGAAAAUCUGACACACAGCUUUGGUUACAUUUACAUUUUUUCUGUAAUGAGUGUAUGUGAAGGAAGAAGUGAACAAAUUGUUGUUCAAUCAAGUCUCUAUUUACUGUGUUCCUUUUCCUGUAUGUAAAAUGUGCGGGGAUUAUAGUGACUGCACUGAUGAUGGGAAGGCUCUGAUAGGCAUAAUAUAGCAGGACUGGGUUAAAAAUCAUCUCAUGGCUCAAUCUGCUUUGAAUGUUUUUGCAAGUUGCACCUGAACUUUCUCCCUCAGCAAACCAGGGGAUUACUGGUAUUUUUUCCUCAAUUUGAGUGGUAGAGUUUCAACAGCAGGUUUUUUUCCCCCACACUACCUGUUUCCUGGUGAGAUGAGAGCCCUUGAGAUUUAGAAUGGUUUUGUAAUGUGUUUCUGUAGAAAUACACAUACAAAGUUUCACAGGCAUUGCUAGAUUGUGAUGCAGCACAUGUUUCUUGGAGCUGCAACAACUCAGAUGCCUGUCUCCUGCACUAUUUGCAGCUCAGC